Amorphotheca resinae ATCC 22711 is the source of this 1570-nucleotide messenger RNA. RefSeq lists its product as hypothetical. The record is from RefSeq and is a predicted model, not a curated record. NCBI's taxonomy places the organism in Eukaryota, Fungi, Ascomycota, Leotiomycetes, Helotiales, Amorphothecaceae. The transcript is spliced from 2 exons. Bases 21 to 1418 code for a protein of 465 amino acids.
GGAAAAUUCUGGAGCAAGUUAUGGGCGGUCUUGGCGCUUUCCGAACCCUGCGCUAUGAACUGAUGACAUACUUUUGGACUGAAUACCAUUUUCACGUCACCCUGUCACCCUUCAGCAGUCCAAAGCUGUCACCUUUAUCAUAUAUCUGGCUGACACCUUAUCUCGGUACAAUACAAAGGCUCACUGUCGAGGCUGAUCUUACAAGAUUCGGCUGCAGUCAAUUAAAGAGUGCACCACAAUUUGGUUAUGAUCUAAACAGGAUUGAGUCAAAGCUUGUAGCUAUAGUAAAAGGGGUUUUGAAACGCCAGGGAAUGACUACCAUGGCUGAAUUCAACAUCAUGUGCAGACGUUACGCCGGUCUUCGACCCCGUAAUGACUCUGACAGUCCGAAUCCUGACUUUUGUUUCCCAGAAGUCCAAUACUGUCCUAAUGAAUGCAUGGACCUCUACAAUACUCUUUCCAGCCUUCGUGGAAUUGUUCAGUGCUCCCGAGUAUCCGGUUUUACACUCCAAUACUCGGAGAUGUUGCUCUGUGCUAUGUUCGCAGAUGGUAACAAUAAACCAAACUAUAUAGUCCCAGAAAGGCGUCCCUGGCCUGUUUUUCGCACACCAAAGGUUCCGUCUUCUCCUGGAGGAUAUCCAUGGACACCACUACCGGAAGGACCAUCCGUCUUCAGCACACCAAGAACUUCGUAUUCUCCUGGGGAAUACCCCUGGGCGUCACUACCAGAUCAAUCACCUACCUCACGCUUCUCAGAACUUCCGUACCCAUCUCAAUUUGAUCUUAAGCUCAACAAGAGCCCAAGCUUUGCCCAAGAGCUUACGCAAGACACACUUAAACACGAGGCUUCGGUCUCUCCUGCCUGCACUACUGCGCCUGGGAAAGAGACUUUGGUCAACUAUAAUCGGUCCCGUACCCCUAGGAAUCGGGCUCCAACAGCAAGUCAUGUGUCAAGAUUCCAAAAUCGCAUGCCCUCAAUCUCUGAAACUGGUCCAUCACUCGAUGAAGAAUCAGUGUUUCAGAAGUCAGUUAAGGGAAACCCAAUGCCCCGAACACGUUUUGGAGAUUCUGGUUUGUCUCGGACGGUAACCCACGAGCGAAACAUAACCCCGCCUCCGAGGAAGGAUUCUAGAUGCUCCACACCACCAAAGUCCCCAAACACAAUGAAUAGGUUGAACGAGCAGGAUCCGGCAUUUCGUCGAACCUUGGAUGCUUUACACUCGGUCGACAAGCAAUCCAGAGAUCCAUCCAAAAUCGCUGGGCCCGACUCUGUGAACAGUUCUCAUAAGCUGAGCAAGGAGGCCAAGGCUGGUGAUCAUUGUCAGACAAGUUCUGAAGAGCGCUCAAAGUUCGAUACCCCAAGUAGGAAGUAUUUAUCGUUCCUCAGCAGACUCAAAGGAGGUGGAGCUUUAAAUUGAAGCUGUUUCACGUGGUGUGGUUAGGCCAUUAGAGAACACCUAGUUGAAAUGCCCACAGACGGGAUGCAAAAUAAUUGUCCUACAAUCUCGAUACCCAAAUUGAUUCUGAUACCGUGUGAAUACUCAACAAGCAAUUCUGUGUAGUUGAGUAA